Penicillium odoratum is the source of this 225-nucleotide messenger RNA. RefSeq lists its product as uncharacterized. The transcript has a single exon. NCBI's taxonomy places the organism in Eukaryota, Fungi, Ascomycota, Eurotiomycetes, Eurotiales, Aspergillaceae. The record is from RefSeq and is a predicted model, not a curated record. Bases 1 to 225 code for a protein of 74 amino acids.
AUGCCCAACGCAAUUCCAACAGGCGACGCUGCUUGUCUCUUCAUGUCACUUCGUAAUGAAGACAGCCUGAUCAAAGAGCGCGGGAGUCAAGGUGUCGACAAAGGCGAGCGCGUUUCAUGGCUACUGUGGGAUGCUGCUAUUGAGAUGCCGCGCUACCAGCCUGCUAUCUUGAAGUUAGUGGAAACUAUACGAGGUCUUCCGGAGCUUGAUAGAAGUAAGGAAUAG